Messenger RNA from Closterium sp. Yama58-4, 5460 nucleotides. The record is from the annotation of a GenBank genome assembly. NCBI's taxonomy places the organism in Eukaryota, Viridiplantae, Streptophyta, Zygnematophyceae, Desmidiales, Closteriaceae.
AUGGGAGAGAACAAGGCAGUAGAGUUGACGGCUGAACAGAUUGACUCGAUCUGCGAGGAAGCAGCAGCGGCUGUAGCGGCUACAGCUGCCGCAGCAGCCGGCGCGCUGGCGAGCGAGAAGUGGGAGGCGGAGGCCAGUAGCGAGGAGACGAACAAACGGAAAAGAAGACGGAGAGUCCACAAGAAGACAGCGGAGGGAAACUUUCCGUCAGCGUCGAACCAACCGGAGGAUGGUGGGAGGUCAGACGGAGGAAGGGAGGAGGGAAGCGAGACGACGGAGAGCGACGGUUCUGAGGAAGAGAGAGGAGGGCUGGGAUUGGAGACGAGAAUUGGAGACGCAGCGGAUGCGGCGGCACGAGAAGCGCCGCGGAAAGCGGCGGGAAACACGGAAGAGGUGGAGCUGGUUCUGCAGCAGGAUGAUGGGGACGACGCGGGCCUUUCGCUGUUCGACGGGGAGACGAACGACGGAAUGAUGGACGUCGAUGGCGGCUCGGCGGCGGCGGAUGCGGCGUAUAUUACGGAGAACGCUGAUCGGAAGGGAGGCCAGGAAGGGAUGACGGAGAAAGUAGAGGAAGCUUCCAGGUUGACGGCUGCGGAUGAGGCGAGGAUCGCCGCGGCGGUUGACGGAGAUGACGCCGUUGAUUACGGUGGAAAUCCCGCGCACUCUCGGCGGCAAGAUGCUUCCGCGGAGAUGGCGCCGGAAGAUGCGGAGAGCCAGCAUGGCGCAAAAGGUCGCGCUGGAAAGAGCACUGCUACACACAGCGGGAAGGCGACGGGGAAGGAAGCGCGAGCGACGACGACGGCGACAGCGGCGCUGUCGCAGGUGCUGGUUCGCACGAGCCUGGAGUCGUGUCGCACAGUGGUUCUGCGAGUCCGGCCGAGCGACACCGUGGACGACGUGCUGUGGCAGAUCCAGCGGAAAACGGGCCUACCCGCGCACGAGCACCGCCUCAUCUACGCGGGGAAGCAGCUCGACACCUCCGCGCGCCUGGAGGACGUGCCUGUGCCGCACGAUGCCACGCUGCAGCUGAUCGGACGGCUGAGAUCGACACUCUUCCCCGACGUAUGGCUGCUGGUGGCGGAGAUGGAAGCGGGGCUGGCGCAGCUGCAGCGCCUGGAAGCCGUGGGCGCGGGCGUGGGGGAACCUCCGCCUGGCGCGGGGAAAGGCGAGGGGGGCGGAAGGGGUGGAGGCAAGGGGAGUGAGAGGGAGGGAAGAAGGGUGGACGGAAGGGGGGAUGGGGAUGAAGUCUCCAUGCACGAGCAGCGCGCUGAAGUGGCGGAUGGGGGGAGAGGAGGCGGAGGAGGAGAUGCUUGCAAUUGUGCAGUGGAGAGGGGCGGAAGGGGUAGAGGUGGUGGAAGAGGGCGGGGGAGAGGGAGAGGGAGAGGAGGCGGAGCAGCAGCAGAAGGUGGGAGUGGAGGUGCUGUGGAGGUUCAAGCAGCGGACAGAAUCGACGCCAUGGAGCAAGAACAACAACAACAACAACAACAACAACAAGAACAACAACAACCACACCACCAGGACCAGCAGAACCAGCAGAACGAGCAGCAGCAGGAUGAGCAGGAAGCGCCUGGGAGCGGCGGGGGCGGAGGAGGCGCGGUGGUGCUGCAGUGGGAGGCGAAGGGGGAUGGGAAGGGGCGGAGGCAGCGGCUGAGCAAGUACUACGAGGACAAGAUCCACUGCGCCAUGGCGCAGCUCUUCGUGCGCGCCGUUGACACCAUCCGCUCCGGCCACGAUGGCUGGACCAUCAAGCUCGCCGAAUACAUCGAGGCUUUCAGGCUGGCAGGCGGCGUGCGGGCAGCCGUGCAGCUGCUGCAGCUGAAGGAGCCCCACCACAUGCGCUUUGCCGACCAGACAGUCGCCAGCUUCCUCGACGAGCGAGCCCUGAUCACGUACAUGCACGACUACGCCUGCCCGGGUAAAUUCGCGCGGCCUUUACUGGACUACCUGGGCCCCGUGCUCAUGGAGCUGCACGUGCUGCUCGACUCCUGCCGCCUGCGCCCUGCACUCACCAUCAGGUGUUGGGACGCGCUAGUAAAGCUGUUUGGAAAGGUACAACUGGGCCGCUUCUGCCCGCAGCUCAACCGCUCCCCUGACUGGCUCGUGCGCAACCUCGCGCCCUUCCUAGAGAAGGCAGCCACGGAUCUCUGCAUAAGCCUGCACCAGCUCACCCUGCUCGCAGCAGCCAAGUCCGACACCCUCACCUCCCCCCUUACCUCCUCCACCUCCUCCGCUUUCAAAACGUUUGCCUCGGCUAUUGUCCUCUCGCUGCCCUUCUGCCGCCCGGCCGUGCGCCAGUCCGCGUUCUGCCGCCCGGGGUGGCUGCUGACUGUGUUUGGCUCGGUGCUGAGACACGUGGACGCGUGCCUGGCUGAGGAAUGCAUUCCCGCCGUCCUGCAAGGCCUAUACCUCCUAGCAGCAGUAGCAGCAGGGGCGGGGAGGGGGGGCAGCGCGGAGCAGCUAGUGGGACUCUUAGUGAGGCACAGGGGGUGUGUGAACGCGGUGAUUCAGAGCCAGCACCUGGCGCCGGGAGGGGACCUGGCGUGGGUGUGCGAGCACAGGGAGCUGAUCGACAUGGAUGUGAAGAGAAGGUGGAUGGGCGCGCUGCUUCCGGAGCCGGCUGAAGACCAUGCCAACCGAUGCACCGUCAUUGUGCACCGAGGCCCCUCGUUACUACACGAAUCCUUUGACCAGAUCUUCUACGCACCCCCAGAGGCCCUCAAGUCCGGCCUGCUCGUGCAAUUCGUAGACGAGGACGGCUCGGGCGCGGGAGUCCUGCGGGAGUGGUUCAUGCUCGUGGGCUGCGAGCUCUUCUCUGGCACCAACGCGCUCUUCUCCGCCUGCCCGGACGACCACCAGCGCUUCUUCCCCUCGCCCUCCUCCGCCAUCAACCCGGGCCACCUCUCCUACUUCCGCUUCUGCGGCCGAGUCGUCGCCCUCGCCCUCAUGCAUAACAUCCACUUAGACGUCACCUUCGCCCUCGCCUUCUAUAAGCUCCUAGCUGGGCGGGAAGUCACCUGGCGGGACUGUAAGGACAUGGAUCCGGAGCUGUUUGCGAGCUGCCGGGCGAUCAUGGCGCUGCCGGCGACGGAUGUGGAUGCGGACGUGCUGGGGCUGACGUUUGUGUGCAGCGUGGAGGAGGGCGUGGGGGAGAGCCGCGUGGUGGAGCUGUGUCCGGGCGGGGAGUUUAUUAAGGUCACCAACAGCAACCGCCACGCCUUCAUCGACCUGCUUGUCAAGCGACGCAUUGUCGCGCCCAUGCGACUGCAGGCCCUUGCCUUUGCUGCUGGAUUCUCCGAGCUGCUGCACUGCCGGGACCUCCCCAUCUCACUCGCCCUCCACACCUCCCCGCUCCAUGCUUCCUCCCUGCACGCCUCCUCUCUGCACGCCUCCUCCCUCCGUCCUCCCCACUCUAUCCCUGCUGGCGUCAGCAUUCCUGCUGCUGGCGUCACUGUGGCUCCUACCGGCAUCACUCUGGCUCCUGCUGGCGUCAGCAUUCCGGCUGCUGGCUUCACCAUGACUCCUCCCACGGGCGUGAGCACUAACCCUAUCAACCACCAGCUGCCCAUGGGCGCAGCAGACAAUACGGGUUUUGAGGCGCCUCAAAACGUGAGCACUAACCCUAUCAACCACCAACUGCCCAUGGGCGCAGCAGGCAAUGCGGACGCAGGAGGGCAGCAAUGGGGCCGCGCUGCCCCGCCUGCUGCUGCAGCAUCAGCACCAUUGCCAGCAGCACCAGCACCGUUGCUAGCACCACCAACAGAACCAACCGCACCACAAGCACCGCCACAAGCAGCAGUACCAACAGCGCCAGCACAAGCUACAGCCCAUCCCACACCAACCCCCAUCACACACCCCACAGCAACUGCUACAUCCGCCCUUGCCUCGCCCACUUCCAUGCCAAAUGCAGCAGCUACAGCAGCAGCUACAGCCGCAGCAACAGCAGCAGCUACAGCAGCCGCGGCGGCAGCUGUAGCAGCAACAGCCCUGUGGGCUGCUGCCUUGCAGGGAACGUCCGGGCCUACACCCGUGCCUGCAUCCAUGGACACCCUUCCAGCACUCAUGGCUGCCCACGCUACACCCGCUACAGCUGCUACAGCCACUACAGCUGCUGCUACUGCUCCUGUUACCACAGUUGCCACACCUGCCACUGCUGCUGCUGCUCUGCAUGGGGUCAUGAGCACCCUGCCAACAGUAACCACCAGCCAGCCAUCACUUAUGGUACCGCUAGCUACAGCCGAUACAGCCCCCAUUGCUACCGCCGCGCUACCCAACAUCCUGCCCACGGCUACAUCUGUUGCUGCUACAGCCGGUGCAGGUGUGCCGACCGAUCCAGCCUCUGCUGCAUCGGUUGUAACGCCAAUGAUGUCCGAAUCCCCCAUGGCGGCUGUAGCGCCAGGUGCGCCGGUGGUGGUGCCGAUGGUGAGUCCGGCUGUAGCGGUGGUGGAGAGCGGGUGGGUGAUGCAGCAGGCGCUGCGGCCACUGGAUGCAGGGGACUUUGAGGCGCUGCUGUAUGGUGAGGAGAGGGACAUCGACGUGGCGGACUGGCGUGCACACACGGAUUACCAUGGCUACCGGGCCACUGACCCUGAGAUUGAGUGGUUCUGGGAGGUGGUGGAGGAAAUGACAAAGGACCAGCGCAGGCGUCUCCUCUACUUCACCACCGCCAUUACACGCCUCCCUGCUUCCGGCUUUGCUGGCCUGCAAUCUAGGUUCCACAUUCAUCUUGCAUUGACUGACACCACGCAUCUGCCAACCGCACACACGUGUUUCCACCAACUUGUGUUGCCGCCGUACUCGUCCAAGGCGAUGAUGAGGCAAAGACUUCACACUGUCAUCGCCGAUCACCUUGUACAAGGAUUCGCCAUGGAGUUUCUGAAGAAGCUUCGUCAGCUGGACGCGUAUCCCAAGGUCAACGAGGAUUUCUACAGUCGCACCAUGUCAGGCGGCAUCCUCACGCUUAUUUCCUCCGUCGUCAUGGCCGUGCUCUUCAUCACCGAACUCCGCCUUUUCCUCCAGCCGAAGAUCGUCAACGAGCUCUCUGUGGACCUGUCGCGCGGAGAAACCCUCAAGAUCAAUCUGGACGUGACGUUUCCGCGCCUGUCAUGCGCGGUGCUGUCGCUGGACGCCAUGGACAUCAGCGGCGAGCAGCACCUCGACGUGGUGCAUAAUAUCUACAAGCGGCGGCUGACGCCCAUAGGGCUGCCGGUGGAGGGGAUAGACUCGAAGCACGAGAUAGGGGCGAAGCAGCACGACGUGCUCAAGAAGCGCGACAAGUACGGCAAUGUCGUGCCUGACGACCAGGACUUCUGUGGCAGCUGCUACGGCGCUGCUGAGACGGACGACCAGUGCUGCAACAACUGUGAGGAGGUGCGCGAGGCGUACAACAAGCGCGGGUGGGCCUUCAACAACGCUGACGCCAUCGAACAGGUUCCUCUCUCUCUCUCCUCUCCGACUCAAUGA